UGUUGUGGUUGUUUGUUGGUGUUGGUUUGCUAGGAUUGGGUCUACGUUAUAAAACUUACCAGAAGAAGUUGGGCCAAGGGGUUCCAAAAAGAGACUUCUCUGCUAUGAUCUGGCCUUUUAGAUUCGGAUAUGACAAUGAAGGAUGGUCUAAUUUGGAAGGAUCAGCUAAUUUACUUAAUGAGACAGGUGCAGAUUUUAUCACUAUUAUAGAGAGUGAUGCCUCUAAACCAUUCAUUGGGAACAACGAUCCAACAAUGUGGCUAGGAGAAAGACUAGGAUUUUACACAGAUUUUGGUCCAAGCACAAGAGAUCACACUUGGGGGAUCAUGGCACUAUCAAGGUAUCCAAUUGUAAAAUCUGCCCAUCACCUCCUUCCUUCACCAGAGGGAGAAAUUGCACCUGCCAUCUCCAUGACUGUCAACUUCACAGGGAAACUCAUUGAUUUUGUUGUCGCUCACUUUGGAAAUGAAGAAGAGGACUUGGACAGAAAACUCCAGGCUAUAGCUGUUUCAAACCUAUUGAAGACUAGCUCUAAGCAAGUUGUAUUUCUGGGAUACAUCACUUCAGCUCCUGGAUCCAGAGAUUAUACAGAAUUAAUAGAAAAUGGACAUGUCCAGGAUAUUGACAGUACAGAUCAUGACAGAUGGUGUAGCUAUAUUAUGUAUCGCGGAGUAAUAAGGUUGGGCUAUGCUCGCAUAUCUCAUGCUGGUUUAAGUGAUUCAGAAGUCCAGAUGGCCAAAUUUAGGAUCCCAGAUGACUUGGAUAGCUAUGUUGACAAUGACAGAAUUGUUACUGAUCCCAGCCAAGUUCCUGAGGACAUUCAUUUCAAUCCCAGGUUUGGAUCUUAUAAAGAUGGACAUAAUUAUGAGCAUAUUCAUCACUUUCAUAUGAGCACUCCUAAAUAUUUUAAGCAGACAAACUAGGCUGAGAAAGCAACGUAUCACUGGGACCAACGAGAAAGGUUUGUUGCUUGAAACUGGAUUGGCAGUCAAAAAGACUACAUUUCUUGAGGACGAGCAACUCCCGUGCUGCAUAACGCUGUGAAUGUCUGUCUCAUAGCUGGUGACUCUUCUCUUCACUGAGUUAUCAUGACUGUGAGAGAGGGAAGAAGCAUGCAUUUUGAUAAACUGGUAUCUACCUGGGCCAGAUACCUCCUUUGUACGCGGCAAAGCAAGGGUGGGAACUUGCUUUGGCGAUAACUUCUUCGACUUUUUUCAAGGUUUC
Tauraco erythrolophus (red-crested turaco) is the source of this 1224-nucleotide messenger RNA. The record is from RefSeq and is a predicted model, not a curated record. Lineage: Eukaryota; Metazoa; Chordata; Aves; Musophagiformes; Musophagidae.